AUGAAUUUGCAACUGGAACUCGCACUUUCGAGCAAUUUAGAUGAAGGGUUCGACCUUAAUGAUCGCAACGAGGAACGACAAGAAGAAAAUAGCAGAUUAAUGAAGAGAAAACGAAGUUUUGAUGAAACUUUUGAGGAAAUCAAGAGUGUACAAGUCCCUCAAACGUUGUCAUUGUUGGACCAUAUUGAUCUUUGUGAUGAGGAAGAUCGGGUUGUGGGCUGGCCACCCAUUAACUCUUGGAGGAAGAAGAUUUGCCACCACCACCAGAACCGUCGUGGCCGCAACACCAUCAUGAACUAUGUGACGGUCGAGAACGGUGGCCGUGACGGCGGUGAAAGAAGUGGAGGAAGAUCCAAUUUCACGUAUGUUAAAGUGAAGAUGGAAGGAGUUGGGAUAGCAAGAAAGGUAGACUUAAGUCGUCACCAUUCGUACCAAACACUGAUUGAGACCUUGAUGGCCAUGUUCGACAAUGAAAAAGUGCAGGGCUACAAGCUUACAUAUCAAGAUAAAGAAGGUGAUUGGCUGCUUGCUGGAGAUAUGCCUUGGGAAACUUUUAUCAAUUCGGUGCAGCGUCUAAAAUUGUUGAGGAACGGCCACUGA
Molecule: messenger RNA, 600 nt
Organism: Fraxinus pennsylvanica
Lineage: Eukaryota; Viridiplantae; Streptophyta; Magnoliopsida; Lamiales; Oleaceae
Source: the annotation of a GenBank genome assembly